Messenger RNA from Emys orbicularis (European pond turtle), 1053 nucleotides. RefSeq names its product kelch domain containing 8A (gene KLHDC8A). The transcript is spliced from 5 exons. Lineage: Eukaryota; Metazoa; Chordata; Testudines; Emydidae. The record is from RefSeq and is a predicted model, not a curated record. The coding region runs from base 1 to 1053 and encodes 350 amino acids. Gene Ontology annotation, molecular function: protein binding.
AUGGAAGUGCCCAGUACCAAAGAUUUCCAAUGGAAAACCCUCGCUCCCCUCCCCAGCGGCAGGGUCUACUGCUCGCUGGUGGAGGCAGGCGGCCAGGUCUUUGCCAUUGGAGGCUGCGACGACAACGGAGUCCCCAUGAACUGCUUCGAGGUUUACUCCCCCGAAGCCAACCAGUGGAACUCUCUCCCUCCCAUGCCCACGGCCCGGGCCGGAGUAGCCGUGGCCACCCUGGGCAAGCGGAUCAUGGUGAUAGGAGGGGUCGGGAUGAACCAGACACCCUUGAAGAUAGUGGAGAUGUACAACAUAGAUGAUGGCAAGUGGAAGAAGAGGAACUCCUUGAGGGAAGCCUCGAUGGGCAUCUCCGUGACGGUGAAAGACUACAGAGUCUACGCGGCUGGCGGGAUGGGACUGGACCUGCGGCCUCACAACUACAUGCAGCACUACGACAUGCUCAAGGACAUCUGGGUGUCACUCGCGACCAUGCCCACGCCCAGGUACGCUGCCACCUCCUUCCUGCGGGGCACCAAGAUCUACGUGCUCGGUGGGAGGCAGUCCAAAUACGCCAUCAAUGCCUUCGAGGUCUUCGACACAGAGACCAGGUCAUGGACCAAGUUCCCCAGCAUCCCCAGCAAAAGGGCCUUCUCCAGCUUCGUGCCCACGGAGAACAACCUCUUCAGCCUCGGGGGGCUGCGGCAGGGCAGGCUGUACCGGCAGCCCAAGUUCAUGAAGACUGUGGAUGUGUUUGACAUUGAGCAAGGUGGCUGGAUGAAGAUGGAACGCUCCUCCUUCCUAAAGAAAAGGCGAGCGGACUUUGUCGCUGGCUACUUGAAAGGAAGGGUCAUCGUGGCCGGGGGGCUAGGGAACCAGCCAACGGUUCUAGAGUCAGCUGAAGCCUUCCACCCAGGGAAGAACAAAUGGGAGAGCCUGCCACCCAUGCCGACCCCCCGCUGCACCUGCUCCAGCAUUGUGGUGAAGAACUGCCUGCUGGCCGUUGGCGGAGUGAACCAGGGCUUGAGUGAUGCAGUGGAGGCACUGUGCGUCUCUGACUCCUAG